AUGCAGCCAAGCGCCAGGCCCGGCGCCGGCGGCCCGCAGCCGGAGCCCCCCAAAGCCGCCGCGGCUCCGCGGGAGCAGCGUGGCCAAGGCCAGCCAAAACCUGCCGCUCCUCAGGAAGCGGGGAGGUCUUCCCCUCAGCAUCAACAAGCAAAGCCUUCCUCCUCUGAGCAGAGAAAGACUGUGGGAGACUCCCCAGCAAAGGCCGCGGCUCCAACCCCCGGCGCACAAGAACAAGCCCAGGAGGGUCUCACGGGGAAGCUCUUUGGCUUCGGGGCUUCCCUCUUGACCCAGGCAAGCACACUUAUGUCUGUCCAGCCAGAGGCGCCCCCUCCGAGUCCGCAGUCUUCUGGCAAAGUGCCUCCAAAAAUCGUCUUCAGCGACGCCAGCAAAGAAGCUGGUCUCAAAGCCCCGGGUGCUUCGCCCGGGGCGCCGGGUAGGGCUGGGACUGCGCCAGCUCCAAAGCAAGGGAAAGCGGAGCAAGUCAAGCCAAAGGAAGUGCCGAAAGCAAGGGUCCUGUGCCCGCUCUGCAAAGCGGAGCUCAACGUGGGCUCCGGCGAGCCCCCCAACUACAACAGCUGCACGACCUGCAGGCAGCAGGUCUGCAACAUGUGCGGCUUCAACCCGACGCCUCACCUGGUGGAGAAAAACGAGUGGCUCUGCUUGAACUGCCAAACUCAGAGGCUGCUAGAGGGGAGCCUGGGGGACCCUGCCCCAAUGCCACUGCCUGCCCCGAAGCAACCGCCGACGGGCUCCCCGCGCCACCAACCGCCAGGAAGCGGCCAGCAGCAGAGAGCCGCGGAGCCGGCCGCCCCCUCCGACAGGUACCCGUCGCCCGCCAGGAAUCUCAGGACUCCGGAGCAGAGCAGGACCCCGGGGGCUGCCCCGGAGAAGAAGCCGCCGGCUCCCGCAGAGGACAAGGCGCUGCCCAAGCUUCCCGCCGAGCCUCCCAAAGGCGCGGAGAGCGCGACGCCAAAGGGGAAGAGCGCAGCCGCGAAAGCCGAGGCGGAGAGCAAGGAGAGCCGGGCGCCCGGCGAGGCGCCCAGGGCCAAGGAGCAGGAGGAAGCAAGCAAGCCUUAUCCCCCCGACCUGUCCCGCAGCCCGCAGAGCCUGAGCGACACCGGCUACUCGUCCGACGGCAUCUCCAGCUCGCAGAGCGAGAUCACGGGCCUGGUGCAGCAGGAGGAGGAGAAGCUGAGCAGCACCGGCCUGGCGGGGCAGAGCCCGCCCAGCCCCUCGGAGCUCACCAAGCUGGAGAGCAGCAUGCGGCCCCUCCUGGAGGCCAAGGGCGCCUCCGCGGAGCCCGGCGAGCGCGGCAAGGGCUACGCGGAGCUGCGGGACGAGCAACGGCAGCGGCAGAGGCCGCGGUACCUCUCCAUCACCCCGGAAGCCUUUGAUUCCGACGAGGAACUGGAAGACAUCCUGGAAGAGGACGAAGACUCCGUGGAGUGGGAGAACCAGCGGGAGCAGCGGGAGAGCGUGGAGUCGUCGGAUGAGUUUGGCAGCAAGCUGCGCCACGACUACGUGGAGGACAGCAGCGAAGGGGGCUUCUCCCCGGUGCCGGGCAGGCCCACAGGCCGGGAGGCCGAGGUGACGGACGAGGAGUUCAUGAGGCGGCAGAUCAUGGAGAUGAGCGCCGAGGAGGACAACCUUGAGGAGGAAGAGGAGGACUACAAUCAUGUCAAAUACAGCGUCCCCAAAACCGGGCCGAAGCCUGAGCCCGAGAAGAGCAAGGAGCCACCCCCGGCCAAGCGGCGCCUGCCGCACAGCUCCGGCAGCCUCUACAAGGAGGAGAGGAAAGAGCUGGACGCGGUGGAAGGCGACGACGUGAGCACGGCCCAGGGCGGGCUGCGGCGCUUCAAGACGAUCGAGCUGAACAGCACCAACGGCUACAGCAGGGACAUGGAGAUGAGCCAGGACGCAGACGCCAGCCUGGACAGGGAGCCCGAGCUGGAGAUGGAGAGCCUGACGGGCUCCCCGGAAGAGAGCUCCAGGGGCGAGUACUCGACCUCCACGCUGCCAGCCACGACGCCCAGCUACACGUCGGGCACCUCUCCCACCUCCAUCUCCUCCCUGGAGGAGGACAGCGACAGCAGCCCCAGCCGGAGGCAGCGGCUGGAGGAGGUGAAGCAGCAGAGGAAGGCUCGCCACCGCUCGCACGGCCCGCUGCUGCCCACCAUCGAGGACUCCUCUGAGGAGGAGGAGCUGCGCGAGGAAGAGGAGCUCCUGCGGGAGCAGGAGAAGAUGCGGGAGGUGGAGCAGCAGCGCAUCCGGAGCACGGCGCGCAAAACCAAGCGCGACAAGGAGGAGCUGAGGGCCCAGCGGAGGCGAGAGCGCUCCAAGACACCGCCCAGCAACCUCUCGCCCAUCGAGGCCGCCCCCCACACCGAAGAAAAGGCGGAGGGCAGCUCCAGCCAGCCCUCCAGCAAGCCCCUCAAGAGCGCUGAGGAAGCCUACGAGGAGAUGAUGAGGAAGGCAGAAAUGAUGCAGAAGCAGCAGGUGCAGCAGGCCCAGCAGGGCGUCUCUUACAGCGGCUACCAGCAGGUCGGCUACCGCGGCACCGAGGGCCAGAGCACUUUUGAGUACCAGUACGUGAACGAGUACAGGUACGACGGCAGCGCUGGGCGCCCUGCGCAGCCUGACUACCAGGGGGGCCUCUCGAAGGCGGGCGCCGUGUACGAGGAGAUCCUGCAGACAUCGCAGAGCAUUUCCCGCAUGCACCACUCCUCCUCGUUUGACCUGGCUCUGGAGCAGCAAGAGAAGAAGAAGGGGCAGGAAGAGGCGUAUCAGGAGAAACGCUUCCUGCACGCCGAGAGCGCCUAUGCCGACCUGCUCAAGCAGAACGGGGGGCCGCUCACGCCCGGCACGAGCCCCACUCAGCUCUCGGCUCCCGUCUCCUUCUCGGCCUCCGAAGGCAGCACGGGUAAGGUCAUUCCCGACGUGCGGGUCACCCAGCACUUUGCGAAAGAGGGACAAGACCUCGGCAAGCUGCGCAGCACCGCGGCUGCGCCCGGCCCGGCUGCCAAGGCCGGCGCAGCUCCAUAUGCCUACGGCAAAGGCACCACUGCUGUCACCACGGUGGCCACCGGCGCGGUGAGCACGCCGCGAAUCUACAGCUCUGCAGCUCCAAGUGGCCCGGAGGCAACAUCUGGAUUGGCGAGAAGCUACGGCCCGACCAAGAGCUCCGUGAGUUACAGCUCUCAAACGGAGGACGUGAGCUGGGGCAAGAGCACUGCUGAGGUAAGCGCGCAGACGGCCAGGGAGAAGCUGCAGGGCAGAAGUGACAGCAAGGCCCUGCCGCACAAGUCCUACCCCUUCUUCAAGAGCUCCAGCCCGCCGCUGUCUCCCACUUCUCCCACCGGUCUCCCACCGGCCAGCCGUGCCCCCAGCGCCGGCAGCCAAAGCAGCCGCAUGCCGCCAUCCAGCAGCGCCGGCGUCGCCAUCGCCUCGCCGAUGAUCAUCUCGCAGCCAAAGCAGCCCGUGGUCUACGGAGACCCUUUCCAGAACAGGAUGGACGUCGGGCAAGGGGCUGGGAGCCCGGUGUGCCUGGCGCAAGUGAAGCAGGUGGAGCAGGGCGUGCAGACGGGUGCCUUCCGCGCGAGCGGGGCCCCCGCGCCUGCGCCACCCGUGAAGGCUGAGGCGGCUGCCCCUCAGCAGGCCAAGUUUGCGAGGUACAACCUGCCCAGCCAGAUGACACCUCUGCUGAAGAAGGACGUGCUCCUCACGCAGAGCAGUAAUGCGCAGAACGUGCUCGGCGUCAGCAGCAUCACCCCAGCAUUCCCACCGGAGCAGGGCUCGGAGCUGUACCGUGCCGUACCAGUGGAGCUCAAAACUCAGAGCCCUCUCAUGGCGCUGGGAGGCAAGAAAUCCCAGGUGCUGAUGGUGCAGGUGGAGGACGUGGCAGCCAGCCCGGUAACCAAGGUGGUCAAAGAGGAGCCCCCAGCCAACGUGCUGGACCUCACCGGCAUGAAGUCCGAGAGCCAAGUGGCCUGCUGCGAUGUGGUCUACAAGUUCCCCUUCGGGAGCAGCUGCACCGGAGCUUUCAACCCCUCUUCCAAGAUGCCGGAGAAGAAAGCCGGGGAUGCGGUACCCAGCAGGAAGCCCAGCGGCCCCUACUAUGGGAGCAAGGAUGCAGAGCUGCCAGAGGCGUUCCCGUACCGGGAGCAGCCGGCUCCGGCCCCUACCCUGUAUGAGGAGCAGAAGUUCUACCCCACUGGCAUGUUUGGGAGGCUCUAUUCCUCCAUGUCAGACACAAACCUGUCCGAAAUCGGGAUGAACUACUACCCCCCAAAGGCGGAUCAGCCCUUCCAUGCUCCUGCUGGCGACGCCGCUGUGGAUUUGAGCACCAUGAAGCAUUCCUACAGCAUCAGCUUCACUGAGGGUGGCUUCCUGGGCCACGGCGUGCACUGCUGA
Messenger RNA from Tinamus guttatus (white-throated tinamou), 4410 nucleotides. The record is from RefSeq and is a predicted model, not a curated record. NCBI's taxonomy places the organism in Eukaryota, Metazoa, Chordata, Aves, Tinamiformes, Tinamidae.